Molecule: messenger RNA, 1144 nt
Organism: Vigna umbellata (rice bean)
Lineage: Eukaryota; Viridiplantae; Streptophyta; Magnoliopsida; Fabales; Fabaceae
Gene: HINT3
Product: histidine triad nucleotide-binding 3
Biological process (GO): purine ribonucleotide metabolic process; sulfur compound metabolic process
Molecular function (GO): adenylylsulfatase activity
Source: RefSeq, a predicted model, not a curated record
GAGAUAGGAGCAGCGAAAAUGGUUUGACCAAUGAUCAUUGAGCCUCCACACCACAUGUAUCGUCCUCUUAUGUGGAUAAGCCACACCAACUCAAACAAAACUCCAAAACUCAAACCCCAUCAUGUUCCCUUCCUUCCAUUCUCUUCUCUCCACUUUCAAACACCACUCAUAGACACACAAUCACCCUUUUUUCUCAUUCAAAAACUCACCAUACCAUGUCCGUUCAGGCACGACGGCUUGCCGUUUUCUGCGCCCAUCUUAACCCGACCCGAUUACCUCCGGAUCCUCCCGCUCUAUUUCUUUCGCCUUCCCUCUGUGCUCCUCAUUCCGACGCCGAAAACCGCACUCUGCAAGACGAUUGCGUUUUCUGCAACAUUAUUCGUGGCCAAUUACCAGCUUUGAAGCUUUAUGAAGAUGACACGUGCCUAUGCAUACUGGAUACAAGUCCGCUGAGUCAUGGGCACUCCCUCAUUAUCCCAAAAUCUCAUUUUCCUUCUCUGGAUGCUACUCCUCCAUCAGUGGUAGCUGCAAUGUUUUCAAAAGUUCCCUUCAUUAGCAAUGCAAUCAUGAAGGCUACUGGCUGCAGUAUGUACUUCAAUACCUGUUCAUUCAACCUGUUGGUCAACAAUGGGGCAGCUGCUGGCCAAGUAAUAUACCAUACACAUGUUCACAUAAUUCCCCGUAAAGCAUACGAUUGUUUAUGGGCUUCUGAGAGUUUGCUAAGGCGACGCGUUAAUUUAGAUGAUGAGAAAGUUUCUCAGCUCGCAGCUCGUAUUCAGAAGCAGUUAUUGCCAUCUGACAUGAGCCAGGAAAGCAAGAAUGAAAAUUUUUGUUCAUGUAAAAGUUAGUUGGAUUAUUCAUCUGUUGUAACUUAAAAGUUUAUAUUUUCAUUCAGAAGAAUAAUGCAUACGCAUAACUAUUAUCCAAUGUAACACUCAACUUCAAAAAUUGGGUAGUUGAGAUUUUUGAACCAUUGUUAAACCCAAGCCAAAAAAACUCAACUACUCAUCUCUCGUCUAUCCAGUAUGAGGGUUAUGUCAGAUAUUUUUUUGUACAUGCAUUAUUUUCCUUUUAUUUAUGUUCCUAUGUAUCAGUCGAAUUUUUAAUUUAUCUGUAAUAUAUUUAUAAGAAGGAUUUACUAGAA